CUUGUGAGAAGAGUGAGAUAGAGAUAAGAAAUGGAAAAGAGUUCAAGAGUUGUAGCUCUACUGCUAGUCUUGGUGGUGGUGGCGGCGGCGGCGGCGGUGGUGCCGACGGAUGCGAAGAUGAGCCCGGCGGCGUGCCAGGCUGAGCGGCGGGCAGCCAUCAAUGCAUGCAAGGCAGUGGUGUAUGGGCAGCUGCCGAGCCCGCAGUGCUGCCAGCGGGCGCGAGUGACCCACGUCGAGUGUGUGUGCUCCAUCGUCACUCCCAAGCUCGCUGCUCUCGUCAAUGUCAACCGUGCCAUUAGGCUCAUCGAAGGGUGCGGCCGGCGGGUGCCGCGCCACUUCAAGUGUGGAAGCAUCAUCACUCCUUGAAGUUACUGUAAACUUCUUGUGCUGUUUAAGUUUAAAGGUGUAGUAUUAAUAAAAGAAUUGGUGUUACUGUAAUAAAUGUCCUUCAUCAAGACAUUGUUUAAUGUUUACACCAGGUAAAUUUAAUGGAAGAAGCUUUACUAUUAUAAUGCCA
Messenger RNA from Phoenix dactylifera (date palm), 517 nucleotides. RefSeq lists its product as uncharacterized. The record is from RefSeq and is a predicted model, not a curated record. NCBI's taxonomy places the organism in Eukaryota, Viridiplantae, Streptophyta, Magnoliopsida, Arecales, Arecaceae.